Messenger RNA from Penicillium riverlandense, 1083 nucleotides. Its product is annotated as alkene reductase. Gene Ontology annotation, molecular function: FMN binding; NADPH dehydrogenase activity. The record is from RefSeq and is a predicted model, not a curated record. The coding region runs from base 1 to 1083 and encodes 360 amino acids. The transcript has a single exon. NCBI's taxonomy places the organism in Eukaryota, Fungi, Ascomycota, Eurotiomycetes, Eurotiales, Aspergillaceae.
AUGGCGCCAAUGACUCGGCUAAGAGCGAACGAUGACCACAGCCCUGGAGAGAUGAUGGUGGAUUACUACGCUCAACGAUCACGAGUUCCAGGCACACUUCUUAUCACUGAAGCCAAUUUUAUUUCUAUCAACUCACGUGGAAGGGACGAAAAUGCCCCUGGAAUCUACACUGAGUCCCAAAUUCGACAAUGGAGCCGUGUCACAGAAGAGGUGCACAGGAACGAUUCGUUCAUCUUCAUGCAGCUGUGGCAUGUAGGACGAGCGGCCCGACAACAAGCUCUGGACAAGGCAGGAUUGCAGAUGGUCAGCAGCAGCAACAUCCCCAUCAGUAACGAACAUCCUACUCCUCGGCCAAUGACGACAGAGGAAAUCUGGGAAUGCAUUUUCUCGUUUGCCCAAGCGGCAAGAAAUGCCAUAGAAGCUGGCUUUGAUGGAGUUGAAGUCCAUGCUGCAAACGGAUACUUGAUUGAUCAAUUUAUCCAAGAUACUUGCAAUCAGCGGACUGAUAAGUGGGGAGGCAGCAUUGAAAAUCGUUCGCGUUUCUGUAUCGAAAUUGUGAAAGCCGUCGUUGAUGCAAUUGGAGCACACCGAACCGCAGUACGUCUCUCGCCAUUUAGCGAAUUUCAAGGCAUGCGUAUGAAAAACCCAAUUCCGCAAUUCUCGGACCUUAUAAGCCGGCUCAAGGAUUUCAAUCUCGCUUAUCUGCACCUUAUUGAGCCGAGAGUAUCUGGAAAUGCAGACAAAGAAGCGAGUGAGCACGAAAGUCUCGAUUUCGCACUCGAAACUUGGGCAAAGUCUAGCCCGAUCAUCUUAGCUGGAGGCUAUUCUUUCAAGAAGGCGAGCGAAUCUUUGGAUACAUGCUUACGAGAUGAAUCUGUUGCGUUCGCAUUCGGGAGAUACUUUAUCUCCAACCCAGACCUACCAUUUAGACUGGCCAACAACAUCUCCUUGACGAAAUACCAGCGUGAAACUUUUUAUAAAGUGAAAAGCCCAGACGGUUAUACAAGCUAUCCUUUUAGUGAUGCUUGGAAAGCAAGUUCGAUUCUGCGCGAUGGGAACCAAGGAGAGAGCUUACUGAAAUAA